Closterium sp. Naga37s-1 is the source of this 498-nucleotide messenger RNA. The record is from the annotation of a GenBank genome assembly. Lineage: Eukaryota; Viridiplantae; Streptophyta; Zygnematophyceae; Desmidiales; Closteriaceae.
AUGGAGGACCUUACAAGGAAUUACACCAAGCCAUGCAUCAUGGAUAUCAAGCAGAUGGGGCGCAAGACAUGGGUCAAAGAAGCCACCGCCACUUCAGGGCCAAAGACGCAACCACCACCACCUCGGGCACGCUGGGCUGUAGAGGUCAAAGACGCCACCACCACGAGUGGAACGCUGGGCUACAGGGUGGCGGGCAUGCAGGUACAAGACAGCAGCACUGGCGCCAUGUGGAGGGCUGACCGCAAGUUCGCCCAGCAAACCUCCUUCCACUUCUUCUCAGCCUCUAUCCUGUUGAUUUACGAGGCCAAUACUGCUGAACACGAGGGGGCAGAGGCAAAGGAAGAAGGGAAGGAGGCGGGAAGGGGUGCUGCCCACCCUCCCUCUCUGAGGCUGGUGGACUUUGCACAUGCCAUCGAUGCGCAAGGCAAGGUAGAUGAGAACUUUUUGCAAGCUAUAGAUGGGGUGAUGGCAGCGUGGAAAGGAGUGCUUGGAGAGUAG